UAAAUAUCCGCACGCUUUGUACAGUGAUAGAUUCCGCUCUUUCGAAAUCAUCUUAAUCAAGGCCUCGUUAAAGGAAUGCAAAUAUAAAAGUGACCCAACGACGACGCGUUUGAAUAAAACGACAGAAAAUCUCGCGAGGCAACGCGAGAAAAGUGAUACUAUACGCGCGAAUCGCUGUAAAAUACACACGAGAAACUUCUCCGCCGGAAACGUCCCAGGUGACUUGUAAAAUAAGCGAAGGCGCGAAUAUCUCCGCGGUUAUCUCCGUAAACAACUGCGCAAAGCGUAUUCGCUUUGGACGAAAUCAGGGUAAGCCAGGCAAGAUCCGUAGCUCCUUGGGAUCGGGGAAAAGGAUCGCGGUAGCGUCUGGCGACAGGGGAGGCGCGAGAGAAUUCCGCUCGUAAGCUCGGAGCGCGCGAAGGUACGCGCCGAGCGGAAUGGAAGCGGCGGCUUCAGUCGGCCGCGAACCUCCGCCGAAGAACGGUCCCCAUCGUCCGGAUCGACGACGGUCCGGUAUACCCCAGCUACGACACAGACUUCUCUUCGAUCCCGUGGAAAAAGGACGAGGGGCGCAGGGUUUUUCUUUCUCCCUCGCGCGACUUCGCGGAUCCACGAAGCGGCGAUCAACCAAUGCGCGAAAUCGGAAGCGAGGCGAGGUUCAAGGAACGAGAAUGAGGACGAUCCUGCACGCGCGUUGCGACUUCUGUAACGAGUAUCUCGGCGAAUAAACGACGUGUGGGAGUAGACAUGUGGAAGUGUUGGGCCCUGUUUCUGUGCGUCGCAGGUUUAUCCUCGGCCGUUUUGGAGCCGCCGAACUUUGACAUCAACCCCUUGACCAAUCAAUCCAUAACAUUGCGACAGCAUGAACCCGUGAGACGAUUCGCGUGUCCCGUGGGAUUCUUUCGACUGAAACGAUUCUGUUAUUAUCUGAGCGCCGGCACGGCACCGUGGAGAGACGCGUACUUUCACUGCAAGGACAGAAACGCGACUCUGGCAAUAUUGGACAGAAAUGGAAAGGACAAGAUGCUGAGGAAGUACCUGAUGGGGGAUCAGUUCACGAAACUGGAGCGGUGGAUCGGCGGAAUUUUCAACUGGCAACAGAUGGCCUGGGAGUGGGGCGUAACAGGCGAAAAGAUGGUUUUCCAGAGUUUCGGGAAAAUAGAACCCGGGAGAUCUAAGAAGUACGCGUGGCAUUGCAUCAUAAUGGAUCCCUCGCUGAAGUAUAAGUGGAGUGCGAAGAGUUGCGUCGAGCGGAAGCAUUAUAUAUGCGAAGUGCCCGCCGGUCGUUUAGCUAGAAGACGCAAGAAGUCGGAUGACCCGUUUGCGCCGCAAAACCAAAGAUUAAAGCCCAGAAAGAAGGGCAAGAAGUAUUCAGACGAGCAGAGGAAGCAGCGCGAAAGGAAGAAGAAUCGACCUAAUCUGAGAGGGAAUUGGCUUGACCGAAAGGAGAAUCAACAGUGGGCCCAUGGUGUCAAGCUGGGAUCGCGACCACCUUCCAAUGUGAAGGUGCAGCCUAAAGAGCGCACGCGGCAUCGGGCGAAUAGAACCCGUUUGCAAUCGAGUGUGCCAAGGGUCGCCCAAGUGUUGCCCCAAGGGCGGGAAUACGGCGCUUUUCUAGCCAGCGGACAACAAACCCAGAACUUAGCGGAUAUGAACAGCGUUCUUUCGCAGUUUCACAAUAAGAUAAACGACUUCGCGCGGGAAGAAGUUUUGUUCAAGCCGUGAAGGAAAAACUCGAAUCAUUAUAUCGACAAUUAGUUGUAAUUGCAGCCUCGACUUAUUACCGCUCCGUUACAUAAUAUAUGCGGCUAAGAGAGAAAAAAAAACACACAUUUAAAAGAUACACUUUUGUUACAACGACACUGUUCAACUGCCAACGUUAUUUUAACUAUACUUAGAUAUUAUUUAUAAUUGUCAUCGUAAAAAUUAAUUUUGCAAGAUCGCGAAAAACUAUUACGACUGAAAGUAAUCGGGAAACAAAUCCCCUAGGGUUUCUCCUGUCUGAACGUUCAAAGUUUCCGAAAUAGAAGACCUACCGAUGUAUCAACUAACGAUCGGAAUAUUGUAGCCACCGCAUUCGAUAUUGUUACUGAUAUCUAAAUAUUCUCCGUGUACUUAUCUAUAUCGUAAUAUCAUUGCAGAAAGUUACUUAUCUCUCUCUACAAUUAUCUUCUUCCGGCUCGACGAUUAUUUUGCCGGGCAACGUCUCGCGCGAUUGAUUAAUUGUAACGCGCGCAGGAUCCACGUAUCGAUAAAAAAAUAUAUAUGUUGCUGACGCCUAUCGCAAUUUCGCGAUACGCGAAUUAGACGAGCGAUUAUAAUUAUCACUCGACAAUUAGUUAAACCGUAUUAGCGACCCUCGUUUACGCCGAUCGUAGCGCGCAGUUUUUACAAAUGAAUUGCAGCCAGUUAGGCAAAAGGCAAGACAAAACUCGAUUCUUUUUGUUAUCCAUUCUUGUGUUCGCCACACUUUUUCAUUGCUUCGUCUGUACAUAUAUCAGCGUAAGAUCGAUGUACUCUCUGUAUUUAACGAUGUAUAAUAAAAUACUGAUACGUCAA
Molecule: messenger RNA, 2559 nt
Organism: Vollenhovia emeryi
Lineage: Eukaryota; Metazoa; Arthropoda; Insecta; Hymenoptera; Formicidae
Exons: 5
Coding region: 748-1725 (325 amino acids)
Source: RefSeq, a predicted model, not a curated record